Miscanthus lutarioriparius is the source of this 1986-nucleotide messenger RNA. Lineage: Eukaryota; Viridiplantae; Streptophyta; Magnoliopsida; Poales; Poaceae. The record is from the annotation of a GenBank genome assembly.
AUGUCUCCCGAGAGCAAGCUGCUGCUCGACGAGAUGAAUCGCCUCUUCGCCGAGCAAAAGGACCGGAUCGACGCCCGCUUCACCGAGUCUGAGCGCAAGAUGGACGCGCGUUUCAUCGACAGCGACACCAGGCUGGAGAAGCGUUUCCGUGAAGUCGAUGAAUCCAUCACCAAGCGCUUCACCGAGUUCGACGACGCCAUCACCAAACGCCUCUUCGACUACGACCUCAACUGGGAGCGCCGCAUCACCGACUCCGAGCUUCGGCAGUCAACCCUCCUCACCGAGCUUGAUCAGCGCCAGGAUCGCCGCCUUGCCGCCAUCGAGCAGUCCACGGGAUCUCUGGAGAGUUGGCGCCAGGAGUCUGAAGGUGAGGUGGACGACCUCAAGCUCAAGAUGAGCAAGCUCACGAUCUAUUGGGAUCGAUCUGUCCUCGACCAAGCAAGCGGAUCGAGUGGACUGAUCUCCCAAGGUCCUGUAGCGCCAACUGCCGCGCGCUCAUCUGCCGACAUCACGGUGGCUCGGCCCAACGGGCACGGCGUCGAAACGACUACACGGGCGGAUGGCAUUGGGGGUCCUCCCUCCCCAAUCCAUUCCCCGGCCAAUGGUAUGCAGUCUGUGCCUCACCCUUCCAAUUCUGCUGGUGUUGUUCAUGAAAUUCAGUCUCAUACUGUUAUCCCUGACGAAACCCAGCACCACCCAAAUCGCCUUCCCAAAUUCAAUUUCCCUACCUAUGACGGUGAAACCACCAAACUGUGGAUAUCCCAGGCAGAGGACUAUUUCGAUAUGUAUGGUGUUCCUCCUAGAUUGUGGGUUAAGGAAGAGGUGGCUGCCCCAGCUCCCAAAUUGGAAUUCCACAAAAAUGACAGUGGAUCAAGCUAUCGGGGUAAUCUGAAGACAGCAAUGCUGUUGCCACGGCCACCUGCUCAAGCAAAAGCCGCUGUGCCGGUGCAGCCGGCUACUCCUCAAGCAGCCACCCCGGAAGACAAAUUGUCUACUCUUCGUUCUUUCCGGCGUGUCCAAGGAUUAUGUCAUCGCUGUGCUGAAAAAUGGUUCCGGGGCCAUAAAUGUGCUCCAACAAUCCAAUUGAAAGCUAUGCAAGAGGUCUGGGAUCUGUUCCAAUUGGAGGAGUUGCCUGAGUCACCCGAAGAACCCAUUGAGCAACUCAAUUUGGCUAUUUCACAUGAUGCUCGCAUGGGGUCUCAAGGUCCAAGAACUAUACAGUUCCAAGGCUCAGUUCAUGGUCUUUCGGUGGUGGUCCUCAUUGAUUCGGGAAGCUCGGCCUCAUUCUUGGCAGAGUCAGUCGCCAAUCGAUUACCUCAGCUGCCUCGCACAGCUCUGACAGCUUCAGUCAAGAUUGCAAAUGGUCAAAUCCUCCGCUGUUCCUCAGUGAUCGUUGACUGUCAGUUUGCUCUUGGGGAUUACCAGUUUCAGCAUGAUCUUCGGAUCUUACAGCUUGAUUCAUAUGAUCUAAUUCUGGGGAUGGACUGGUUGUCCCGGUACAGCCCAAUGCAAAUCCAUUGGGAAUCCAAGUGGCUUUCUAUUCCAUAUCAUGGGGAUCAGAUCGUUUUGCAGGGUCUCACAGCGCCUCUGCCGAAUGAGCUAGUCUUUCAGUUGUUUGCUAUUGACACAUCAGCUGAUUCUUCCGAGAUACCUGCAAUUCCCUUGGAGAUUUCAGAAAUUUUGUCUCAGUUUCCUUCUGUGUUCAAGAUACCUGACUCCUUACCACCGCCGAGAUCAUGUGAUCAUGCAAUUCCUUUGAAGCACGUGCUUUUUGUCUGGACUGAGGAACAUCAACAAGCCUUUCAGUCCCUGAAGCAUCCACUGUGCUCAGCCCCGGUCUUGGGCAUUCCCAAUUUUUCCAAGCCUUUUGCUCUUGAAACAGACGCUUGCCAGAAUGGAGUGGGAGCCGUGUUGCUACAGGAUGGGCAUCCUUUGGCCUAUGUAAGCAAACCACUGGGUAUCAAGACGCAAGGGCUCUCAACUUAA